This is a messenger RNA of Elgaria multicarinata webbii, 1682 nucleotides long. RefSeq names its product protein SCO1 homolog, mitochondrial (gene SCO1). The record is from RefSeq and is a predicted model, not a curated record. Bases 239 to 808 code for a protein of 189 amino acids. Gene Ontology annotation, biological process: mitochondrial respiratory chain complex IV assembly. NCBI's taxonomy places the organism in Eukaryota, Metazoa, Chordata, Lepidosauria, Squamata, Anguidae. The transcript has 6 exons.
GUCUGGGAAGGAAGGAAGGAUGGCGAUGGCAACGUUUCGCCCUUGGCUCCGGCCGCUGGCGCUUUGGGGGCGCAAAGCCUCUUCCCUACGUUGCACCUGCUGUUGCCAUCCUGCGCGGUCCUUGACUACAGAGCCCAGGGGCGAGAGGCCGCGGGGCGGCCCCACCAGACCUGGGUAGCCUGUAACUUGGAAGACUCUGGCAAUCACCUGUGCGGUUGGAGGAGGAUUGCUAGCAACAAUGAAGUUCUUCAAGAAACAGAAAGAAGAAAUGUUGGAGAAGGAGAGGAACAAAUCUCUUGGAAAGCCGUUGUUGGGAGGCCAUUUCUCACUUACUGAUCACCAGGGACAGCCCAAAUCAGAUCGUGAUUAUCUCGGCCAAUGGGUGUUGAUCUACUUUGGUUUUACACACUGCCCUGACAUUUGCCCAGAAGAACUGGAGAAAAUGAUUCUAGCAGUAGAUGAAAUUGAUGAGAUCCGGUCUCUGCCCAACAUCACUCCACUAUUCAUCACCAUUGAUCCAGAAAGAGACAGCAAAGAAGCCAUUGCAAAAUAUGUUAAAGAGUUUUCACCCAAGCUCAUUGGAUUGACGGGUACGAAAGAGCAGAUUGAUCAAGUGGCUCGAGCCUAUCGUGUCUAUUACAGCUCUGGACCCAAAGAUGAAGAUAAUGAUUACAUAGUGGAUCACACCAUCAUAAUGUACCUCGUUGGUCCAGAUGGGGAAUUUGUUGAUUAUUAUGGCCAAAACAAGAAGAAUUCUGAGAUCGCGGCAUCAAUUGCUGGGCACAUGAGAAAAUAUAAACGAAGCUAAGGGACAGAACGUUUAUGACUAUGAAGGCAAGCUAGCUGCUAAUCAGACUGGCCUCCACAUUACUACUAAAAUGCAGCCAGUACUAUGCCAUGAAGAUCAGAUUAGUUGUAUGAAGCGUUGUGCAAGCAGUCCACCUUGGCACCUUACUUAUGUGCUUGAACUUGCAGCUAAAGCUGUAGCUACAGGCUAAGACUCUAAAUGGGGUCAACAAGGACCUGAAUGUCAUUCAAUGAUAGUACUUGACUAAGCACUUUUCGCUGAAUGUGCCUCAACUCUGCAUUUGUUGGUUAAAGGCCUUUGAACACAACACUGAGGUUAUGUCCCACUGAAAAGGUCAUAACUUUUGAAUGUCUGUCACAGGAGUCUUAAAAUCUUUCCCUCCCUUGUAGUGUCUUCUUUCCACGCAUAAGAGACACAUGUAGAGAGAGAUGCUAACCUGAACAGAACUGAAGGUACCAUUCAUGGGACUAGUCUUGCCUGGCAUCUUGAGUGUCAUUUUAUUAGAAUCCAUGACUGUAGCAUCACUUCCAAGCUAAUAGACAUUGCCCUCUUGGCUUUUCAAAAUGGCUAAUCUAGGUUAGGACAGCCUACCCCAACUUGGUACCUUCCAGAUCAACCCCAGCAAACAGGGCCAAUGGUCAGGAAUGCUGGGAGUUGAAGCCCAAAACAUCUGGAGGGGACCAAGUUGGGGAAAGCUAUCUUUGGACUUGACGUGGCGGGUGGUGGUGGUAACUUUAAGUCUUUUAUAAUAGUGGGAUUAUUAAUCAGGUAAAAUUACACUUGGGGCACAGACAGUGAAAUAAAGUGAAAGAAACCUAGAACCUCUUGUCUCAUGAAAUCUCCCAUCAAUUAAAGUGUUUUUUCUCUCUUAAAA